Penicillium angulare is the source of this 4530-nucleotide messenger RNA. RefSeq names its product sister chromatid cohesion factor PDS5. The transcript is spliced from 3 exons. The coding region runs from base 1 to 4530 and encodes 1509 amino acids. NCBI's taxonomy places the organism in Eukaryota, Fungi, Ascomycota, Eurotiomycetes, Eurotiales, Aspergillaceae. Gene Ontology annotation, biological process: mitotic sister chromatid cohesion; DNA repair. Gene Ontology annotation, cellular component: chromatin; nucleus. The record is from RefSeq and is a predicted model, not a curated record.
AUGCCAUCUCGCACUCGGCAAGGUCCUGCUGACGAGGCCGAGGGGGAUUCUGGCCUUCCUAGCCUGUCUUUCAAUCAACCGUUGUCGUGGCGCGUGGGGCGCUCGGCUAUCCCCAUCGCUGAUUUACUCGAACGCCUUCACACCCUCGCAAACGAACUUCGCAAGCUGGAACAGGAGGAAAUUGAAAAAGAGUCCUUGCGUAAGGUCUCCCAAGAACUUGCGAGUGCCCAUCUUCUGGCCCACAAAGAUAAGGGUGUGCGAGCUUGGGCCGCGUGCUGCCUGGUGGAUGUCUUGCGACUAUGCGCGCCGGACGCGCCUUUUACAAGGAAUCAGCUUAAGGAUAUUUUCACCUGUAUCGUGACAUCUAUUAUCCCCGCACUUGCCGAUCCUUCCAAUGCCUACAAUGCACAGCACAUCUACGUCUUGGGCUCGCUCGCCGAGGUCAAGAGUAUUGUCCUCAUGACUGAUUUAGACCACCCCGACUCCUUGAUUGUCCCUCUUUUCACUGGCUGUUUCGAUAUAGUCUCCGGCUCCUCUAAGUCAUCCACUGGUGAGGAGGUGGCCAAAAAUGUGGAAUUUGACAUGACUCGGGUUCUUGUCACAGUGAUUGACGAAAUGCCUGUGUUAGCGGCCGAAGUUGUUGAUACAAUUGUGGCCCAGUUUCUGCGGGUGGACCCUCGGGUGGAGGACAAUCCUCGAAAGACGAAACGACAAGACGCAGUCCUUGAUGCCAAACAAGACACUCUUUUGUUAAAGGACUAUCCGGCAGCUUAUAAUAUGGCUAAAGCAAUUUGCCAGGCUUGCCCAGAACGGAUGACAAGUCAUAUCAGUCAAUACUUCAACAAUGUUAUUAUUGAUGCAUCUGCACCAGCUGCCCAAGCGAACGGAGCGAAACAUGCAUCUCGCAAGCCCAACCUUGAUGACUCAGACGAGGAAGGGGAAGAUAUCAAGGAAUUAAGCAAGGCACACCGUCUUAUUCGAGAGCUUUGGCGGGCAUGCCCGGAGGUUUUGCAGAAUGUCAUUCCGCAGGUAGAGGCCGAACUUUCCGCAGAAUCGAUAGCUCUUCGCUUACUAGCGACCCAAACCAUUGGUGACCUAGCAGCCGGUGUUGGCGUGGCUGGACCACCUCCAUCGGCGCCAAUGGACCCAGCAGCUUAUCCUGCGGUAACUCUUGGAGAAUAUGCGCAGCUGAUCCCACAGCCGAAUGUUCUUCUCAUGCCGGUAUCACCAAAGCCAUUUUCUCAUCUUCAUAGUUCGGCGUAUGAGGCAUUCUUGAGCCGCAGACUUGAUAAAACACCUUCGAUACGUGCUGCUUGGGUGACUGUCGUAGGACGAAUCCUGCUGACUUCUGCCGGAGGCUCUGGCUUAAGCGAAGGAGAGGAACAAGGGCUUGUGCAGAAUCUCGCAUCAAUGCUCCGAGACGCCGAUGAAAAGGUUCGUCUUGCUGCUGUGGAUACUGUGGGAAGAUUCGGAUAUACCCAUGUCGUUCAUAAGCUUGGUGUUAAUGGCGGCUGCGCCUCCCCAGAUUCAGUGUUAGCAAUUCUCGCUGAACGUGUUAAAGAUCGCAAGCCUCAGGUGCGUGAGCAUGCCAUGAAGAUUUUAGCACGUAUUUGGGCGGUUGCCUCCGGUGACAUUGAACAAAAUAUCGAACCUGUUGCGUCCCUUCUGAAGGAUGCACCGUCGAAAAUUUUCGAUGCCUUCUAUACCAACGACCAAGAGAUCCAUGUCUUGAUUGAUCGUGUUCUAUUUGAGACACUUCUUCCAUUAAACUACCCCCCUAUCAAAACAAAGCUCACUCGGACCGGUUCCAACCAAUCUCAGAAACAAAAAGAGAGCCAGCCUUCUGAUGCCGAGGAAGAUAGUGAUGUGGACAAAAUCCGAGUCCGUCGUAUUUUGACACUAAUUCGGGGUCUGGACGAAAAGGCUCGACGAGUUUUCUUUGUUAUGCUAGCCCGGCAGCUUUCGAUGAGAUCGGCCAUGACGCUCUAUCUAGAGGCAUGUGAGAAGUUCAAUGGUGGCGUAAUUGACAAGGAUGAAGAACAGACGAAAGCCCGGCUUUCAAGCAUUAUUGAAUCGUUGUCUAAGACAUUUCCUGACGUUUCACGCGCAUCUGCAGAUUUGUGGAAGUUUGCCAAGGCCCACGAUAGACGCAGCUAUCAACUUAUCCGUUUCGCUAUGGCCGCUGUUAGUGACUAUCGGACGGCGACGAAGGCUAUUCGAGAACUUCAACGGCGCACGCAAAGUGCCAACAACUCUCCUAUAAUUGAGACUGUGACUCCUCUUUUAUAUCGGAGUGGCUCUCUGAUAUUCAAUAGAAGCCAUAUCCCGGCAAUCAUGAGUCUUUCUCGGACCGACGAGAACGGCUUAGCUAAUGCCGCGCAGGAAAUGCUAAAGCAAAUAUCCUCACAGAACCCCGAAGUCCUGGAGGCGCAGGUCCAAGAGAUGUGCAAGGAUCUCGAGUCACAAGCUCCCAAAGCUUCGUCACCUGGAGACACGAGCAGCGAGGAGAUUUUGAAAGCCUGCGCUGGGUUUGCCAAGAAGCUCCCAGGGAAACUGCCCAAGGAGCGCAAAUUCUAUCAAGCAUUGUCAAAUUACGCUUUAUACAGUACUUCACCACAUGCUGCUAAGCAUGCAGUGUCAAUUCUUAUGGCUACUUCCGAUCGCAAGGAAAUGUACGCAAAGGAUCUUGUUCAAAAGUGCGUGAAGAAGUGGACCUAUGGUUCUGACCACUUUCUUGCUCGACUUGCCACUUUAUCGCAGUUGAAUUUGCUUGUACCACGACAAGCCGACGAGGAGACAGGCGAGAUCAUCUCCAUAGCCAUCAACCAGGUUCUUCUGACCAAUCGUAACCCUCAAGGCGGCUCGGAUUAUACUUGGUCAGAUACAAUGGAUGAAGAAACACAAGCAAAGGAGUGGGCACUCAAGAUUAUCGUUAACCGUCUCCGUGCUCAGGAUGGUUCAGACAAUGAGGAUGAUUUCCGUGCACAUGCUGAACCCGUUUAUGACACCUUGAACAAACUUGUGGCUGGAGAAGGUGAACUUUCCAAGAAGAAAGAUACACCGGCGAAUCAAAAGUCACGGUUGCGCUUGUUAGCGGCCAAGUCACUGGUCAAACUUUGUGCAUCAAGCACUCUAUGCGAUCACCUCUUGACUCCCAUAGAUUUCAAUGCGCUAGGGUUGAUGGCUCAAGAUCCUUUGUUACCAGUGCGAAGUGGGUUCAUGAACUACCUCAAGAAAAAACUGGUGCAACGAUCACACCUUGGAUUUCGCUGGUACAUCGUCCCUUGCUUGCUUGCAUUUGAGCCUAGCAUUACUUUGAAAGAGAGCACACUCACAUGGCUUCGAUCUCGCGCAGUGUUUUUCUCGCAACAAGCCCAGGCUAGUGGAAAGCGAACUGAGCAGACGAUGGUUAUGGAGUUGGUCUUUUCGCGCCUUCUUUCUUUACUAGCCUACCACCCUGACUACCCAUCCGACGAUCUGGGUGAGACGACAAAGCUCGGUGAUCUCAGCGAUUUUUCCCGAUACAUCGUCUUUUAUCUGUCAGCUGUUGCCAAUGAGCAUAAUUUGUCACUGAUUUUCCAUGUUGCUCAGCGCGUCAAACAAUUCCGCGACGGCAUCACCAAAUCAGACCAGAUAUCUACUCGUCUACACACUCUGUCUGACCUGGCUCAAGCCACUAUUAGACGAUUUGCCGACAUCUAUUCUCAACAACACAAAGUUGGUGGUGGCAACGGAGGCACGAAUCUUUUACAGACAUACCCAGGCAAAAUGGGUGUCCCAAGCUCCCUGUUCGCGAAUAUGGGUAGCCACCAAGAAGCCCAAGAGGUUGCGGACAAGAACUUCCUUCCAGAUGAGCUGGACGACAUGCUUGAUCGCGUUGUGCGAACUGCAAUGAAGCCCAAGAGUGGAUCUCAUAGCGCCCACGGCUCAGGUAAAAAGAGGAAGCCCGAGUCCUCUGCUCCCAAUAGGAGUGAGUCAGCCAAGAAGGCUCGUAAGGAGAAGCCCGCUCGCACCCCUCGCAAAUCAUCUUCGGUGGGUGUUUCAGGCAAGACUUCUCAGCGCAAGCGGAAGGGCGAUGACGGAUGGUCCUCUGAUGUGGGCGGAGAAAGUGUAUCUACUUCCAACCGUCGGCGUAGCAGCCGAGGUACCGCCAGGGUAUCCGUGAGCUAUGCAGACAAGGAUAGCGACGAAGAUGACGAGGAAAUGCAAGGGUGGGCCCAGGAUAAGAAAGAUGACAAUGCCGAACUGGAGGAAUCGGAAGAGGAAGACGAAGCUGAUGAAGAUGGAGCCGGAGACGGGGAUGAAGACGAGGAAAUGCAAGAUGAGGAAAGCGAGAAUGCUGAUCAAGAAGAAGACGAAGAACAAGUCGAACUUGAACAGGCUAGUGAGAAGGAGAACUCUCCUCCAACUCCGCCAGUUCGUUCAGCUCGUGGCAAGAAAACACCGGAAUCCAAGCCUUCUCGAGGCAAGAAACCAGAAAAGCCGGUGACAACUACUUUGCCCACCCGCCGAUCUUCCCGUCGGGGUUAA